Messenger RNA from Saccostrea cuccullata (small rock oyster), 1091 nucleotides. RefSeq lists its product as uncharacterized. Bases 113 to 1012 code for a protein of 299 amino acids. The record is from RefSeq and is a predicted model, not a curated record. The transcript is spliced from 2 exons. Lineage: Eukaryota; Metazoa; Mollusca; Bivalvia; Ostreida; Ostreidae. Gene Ontology annotation, biological process: DNA recombination; DNA integration. Gene Ontology annotation, molecular function: DNA binding.
ACGCUUUGUGUUGGAGGUACGUAAACAGGACGGCAGUGAAUAUCCCCCGCAUACUCUCUACUUCAUUGUUUGUGGAUUACUGCAUCAUUUGCGAGAGGAAAACGUUCAUAAUAUGAAUUUUCUUGAUGAACAUGACCACCGUUUUGCCGUUUUCCGUAAAGUUUUGGACGCCCGUAUGAAGGAAUUGUUAUCAAAAGGCGUAGGCACCAAAGUGAAACAAGCUGAUCCACUGUUGCCGGAAGAUGAAGAAAAAAUCUGGACUAAUAGAGUAUUCGGGUCACACUCUUCUCAAGCUCUACAGUACACAGUUUUCUUCUAUAACUGUAAGAUAUUCGGUUUGAGGGCCUUUGACAAACACAGAAAUCUGGAGUGCUCCCAGUUUGAAAUUGGGCAAGACGAGCAAGGAAAAUUUAUUCCAUUUACGGGCAGAUUAUCUAAGACUUACAAAGGGGGGCUGAAACAUCUGCAGCUUACCAAUAAAGAUCUAAAACAUUACUGCCAAGAAGGUGAAUGGUGUCUUGCCGAUUUCUAUUGUACCUAUCUCAAAGCUCUCAAUAAUGGUGGACCUUUUUACCGCCGUCCCUUAGCUGACGCAGGUCCUGUAUGGGUGCGAUAUGGCGAACAAGAACUGGGAGUUAACAAACUAAAGGGCCUGAUGAAGGAAAUCACAGGUAAAGCAGGACUGAAGGGAAACUUUACCAACCACUCGGGCAAGAGGACCUGUGCUACUCAGUUAUAUCACGCAGGGAUCGACGAGCAGGAAAUCAUGUCUUGGACCGGUCACAGGUCAGAGACGGCAGUAAGAAAAUACAAAAGAUCAAAUUCAGCACUACAGGAGCGUGUUUCCGAAGUUUUGAAUCCCCCAAACGUGAAAAAAAUUAAAUGUGAAACAACCACGCUUAAAACAAGUGAGUGUGAAAAUAUUCAGGAUGAAAAUUUGAGUUCGGUGUGCGACAGUGCCGUUUUAUCUGAAAGUGAAAUUGCAACUUCCAGGGAAAAUGCCGAGAGUUAAAAUACCUGCAUUUUGAAGCCAGGCUCGGUAUUUAAUACAUGUAAUUGCACUUUUUCAUUUUUAACCCCGAGUGGCUUUC